Molecule: messenger RNA, 987 nt
Organism: Racocetra fulgida
Lineage: Eukaryota; Fungi; Glomeromycota; Glomeromycetes; Diversisporales; Gigasporaceae
Source: the annotation of a GenBank genome assembly
AUGUCAUUAUUGACAUUAGCACAAAGUCGUUAUCUAAAAGAAUAUCAAACAAGUGAAAUGUUUAUGACUGCUCAUCGUAGUGUGAGAACUGGGUUGGUUGCUUCUGCUAUUGUAUCAUCAUGGACCUGGGCCGCUACUUUACUGCAAUCUUCCACAGUCGCGUACAAAUAUGCUCCAAAUGCUCACACUUUCCUUGAAAUUAUUAAAGUUCGUUAUGGAAAACCCGCUCAUAUUGUAUUCUUGUUUUUUGGUCUGGCUACGAACAGUAAGUUAAUGUACGACCUUCUUGAGGCGGCUUCUCGAGAAAGACCUGUUAAAGAUAAUGAAGGUGGCUCUUAUUUAACAAUGUCUUCUUUACAAGGUUUAAUUUUCGGUAUUAUCAACAUUGUUGGAAAUUUCGGAACUGUAUUUGUUGAUAAUGCCUAUUGGCAAAGAGCCAUUGCUUCAAAACCAAGUUCAACCGUUCAUGCUUAUUUGAUUGGUGGUUUGGCUUGGUUUGCAAUUCCAUUUACCUUGGCCACCACAAUGGGUCUUUCUGGUGUCGCCGUUUUUAAUAACAGUACUUCAACCUUGUCUGAAAGUGUCGUCUCUUCUGGAUUGGUCCUUCCUUUGGCUGCUAGUCAUCUCCUGGGUACAGCUGGUGGUUUUGCUGCUUUAGUACUUGUAUUCAUGGCUGUCACUAAAGUAAUUAAUCAUUCUCACUAUUCCGUUAUUGGAUUUGGUAUAAUCAUGGGUGCACUUGCUGUUAUUCUGAAUUAUAUUGGUAUAGACUUGGAAUUAAAAGUUUUAACUGAUGAUGAAGUUAAUGAUACAUAUAAAGAUGUUGAUCCAGCUGAAACAGAUCCUGUGGUCGAAGCAAGACAGAGUAUUUUUAGAGUAAUUAAAGGUGUCUUUUUGGAUAUUACUAGAAGAGGUACUGGAUCAGUUGAUGAAAUAGUUGAAGUCAAGCAUGACACAGUUAAUAAUGAGAAAGUUACCAAAGUCUAA